AUGUAUGAAGGUCUCUGGAUGAACUGUGUGAAGCAGAGCACUGGACAGCUGCAGUGCAAAGCGUACGACUCCUUGCAGGUGUUACCCUCUGACCUUCAGGCCGGCCGGCCCAUGACCGUCAUCAGCUGCAUCCUCUGUGGGCUCAGCCUCCUCGUCCUGCUCUUUGGUGCCGACUUCACCACAUGUGUUCAGAACGAAGAGGCCAAGCCCAAACUCAGCCUGAUGGCCGCAGUGGGCCUGCUGCUGGCCGGCCUGCUGGUGAUCAUCCCGGUCAGCUGGUCGGCACACAACACUGACACACACGACCAAAUGUACCCGACUUCCGAGAAGAGAGAACUGGGAGUGUGCAUCUAUAUCGGCUGGGCAGCUGGUGUGAUACUGAUCCUGGCUGGAGGUCUGCUCUGCUGCUUCAGCAGAUCCAGAUCCAACAGCUCUGGAGGAACCGCCACCUACUACAGCAACAGCGCUUCAGCUGCAUACGACGACGUCAUGUAGAGGCUGGAUGGAAGGGACUGGGGUCCAAUAGACAGGGAGACAAGAGGGUUUAACUUAAUGUGAACUGUUGGUGCUGGGAGGCAUGUACUCUUUAUUUUCUACUUUUUUCAAUUUUGUAACAACAGGCAUGUUUGUAAAAGGAAUAAAGCAUCUAAAAA
Molecule: messenger RNA, 653 nt
Organism: Poecilia latipinna (sailfin molly)
Lineage: Eukaryota; Metazoa; Chordata; Actinopteri; Cyprinodontiformes; Poeciliidae
Product: claudin-4-like
Exons: 1
Coding region: 1-495 (164 amino acids)
Cellular component (GO): bicellular tight junction; membrane
Molecular function (GO): structural molecule activity
Source: RefSeq, a predicted model, not a curated record